CCUGUGUGCUGGCCUGGUUACAGGAUGAUAUUUGUGGGAGGAAAUCGUGAAGUCGCCGUUCAAGUUCUUACAACAAGAAUCAUACAGGAGCACACUUGAAAUGUCUCAAGGAGUAAAGAUAUGUGAUGUAGACCCCGAGCUGGUGAAGAACGCUAAAAAGUUCAGACUUCGCAAAGAAAAAACUAACGCCGCUUUGAUAAUGAAAAUUGAUGUUGAGAAACAGGUUAUAAAAGAGGAUGAGCUCCAUGAGGAUAUUUCCAUAGAUGACCUCCGAGAUGAGCUGCCAGAACACUUACCUUCAUAUGUGUUGUUUAGUUAUUGCUAUAAACAUGACGAUGGUAGAGUGUCAUAUCCACUUUGCUUCAUAUUCAUCUCACCCCAAGGAUGCAAGCCUGAGCUGCAAAUGAUGUAUGCAGGAUCCAAACUCAAUUUGAUCAAAGAAUUAGAUGCUACUAAGAUCUUUGAAUUGAGGUCUCUUGAAGAACUAACUGAGGAUUGGCUCAAAUCAAAACUAGCUUUUUUUAGGUAGUUAGGGUACACCAAACUCUCAUUUGAUGAGUUAUUCAAAGGGUCUUGACACGACACCUCAUAUUUCUUUAAAAAGAAAAAAAAACAUAUCUACAGUACUUGUACUUAUUUUAGAUACAAGUGCUAUUUUUACAGUUGUGAAGGAAGACUUCAUUAUAUUAGCAAGUUAUUGUGCACCAUGCUUUUCAAAAUUCAAAUUCAAUAAUUGUAUUAUUUUAUUUACAGUAGGAAAAAAUACCUUACGCUAUUUCAAAUCCCAUUAGAAUUACAUGUCAAUGAAAAGAAGUAAAGGAUUAAAGGAAUUUUCUGCCA
Nematostella vectensis (starlet sea anemone) is the source of this 840-nucleotide messenger RNA. Its product is annotated as glia maturation factor beta. Bases 101 to 529 code for a protein of 142 amino acids. Gene Ontology annotation, biological process: actin filament debranching; negative regulation of Arp2/3 complex-mediated actin nucleation. Gene Ontology annotation, molecular function: Arp2/3 complex binding; actin binding. The transcript has 7 exons. Gene Ontology annotation, cellular component: actin cortical patch. The record is from RefSeq and is a predicted model, not a curated record. NCBI's taxonomy places the organism in Eukaryota, Metazoa, Cnidaria, Anthozoa, Actiniaria, Edwardsiidae.